This is a messenger RNA of Procambarus clarkii (red swamp crayfish), 5212 nucleotides long. Its product is annotated as testis-expressed protein 9. NCBI's taxonomy places the organism in Eukaryota, Metazoa, Arthropoda, Malacostraca, Decapoda, Cambaridae. The record is from RefSeq and is a predicted model, not a curated record.
ACCCGUCAUCCCGCAUUAUAAUUCAUUGUAUAAUUCACUUCCUCUCACAUGCUAAUCAAUGUGACCCACUGCACUAACACCACCCAUUACCUCACUGGUAGUGAGGAGGUGAGGGAACGUGAGGAGAGGUGCUGGGAUGUGAGGGGAGGUGAGGGAGGUUAGAGGAGGUUCUGGGAGGUAAGGUGAGGGGGAGGGAGGUGAGGUAAAGUGAGGGAAGGUAGUAGGGGGGAAGCCUGGCCCACCUCACCUCCCCUGUGGCGCCAAGCUAUGAACUUCCUCCCCACCGGACCCUUGCAUUUCCCCCCGGGAAGUCUCGCCGGAGUGACGCCCAGCCUCCUGGCUUCUCCAGACGGCGUGUCGCUCAUUCUCAACCUUUGUGUCCUAAUAAUAUGACUUCCCAAGGGACCCUUUUUUGUGAAGCCACUUCAGUCUAAUCAAAUGAAACCAAAAUAAGUUUGUUUUCAAGGACAAACAAUGGCGUCAGAGAAUGAAUGUUACCGAAGAGGCUCAAAUUUCCAUUAUGCUGAAGAAGGAUAUGCUAUACCAGCAAUAAAGAGCCAACAUAGUGGUAGCAGUCUGGAGGAUUGUGAUGUAGUUCCAGAAGAUCACAUUCUUCUCCAGAUGGACCAAGAACUGGACCAGAGGCUCAGUCGUCUUUGUAGACGUCGACCAGAUCAAACGCCAUCACUUUUGUCGAGAAUGAUCAGCAGUGAUGGAAACAUAAUGGCAAAUAAACAGAUGGAUGCCGGUAACUUUGCUAGUGGUUCCACAGCCCAGGCUAGCAUCCCUGACAAUGAAGGUGAUAAUUGGCCCUCUGGAUGCAGCAUCAGGACCAAGGAAAAAAAUGACAUUUUGAAUAGUCCCUUGAGUGUAUCUGUAGAGAAGCCAAGAGGAACAGCAAGUAUGCCAGACAAAAGGAAUGUUGCAGAACCAGAACUUGUAGAGAAUGACACCGAUGAAGAAGUGCUUGAUGCCAAAGAGGAGGCCAUAUUUGACGAAUUUCUGGAUCAGUCCACACGAAUUCGAAUGGGCAUUCUGACCAAGAAGGUGAUGGGUUUGAACCAAGCUCUCAAACUUUCAAGAGAUGAGUGUAAAAGACUGAUGUCCGCCAAACGAGAAGCAAGCAUGGCAUUCCACACGGCUGAGACGGAGAGACGAAAUAUGAAUAAACAGAUACAGACGUUGCAGCAGGAAAACUCCAGACUACAAACCUCAAACAAGUGCCUUCAACAUCGCAUUAAGGAGCUAACUGGGGAAUGCCAGGGGCUACGUAAGGAAUUAUGCAGCACACGACAGAGUGAGAGUGAUCACCGUAGUGGCCAGUCAUCCAUCCAGGCUCAGUUGACACGCUCAAGGGCUGAUAAUGCUGCCAUUAGAGACCAGAUGGCUCAAAUCAAAACAAAACACAAGGAGGAGGUUGAUGAGCUACGUGCCUUUGUCACUGAGAGUAAUAGCAGGAUUAAGGACCUGGAGAGACAGCAAAGAAACUUGUAUGCUCUCGUUAAGAAACAAGAGUGUCUCAUUACAGUCCUGAAUAAGCAAAAGAACAACAUCGCAGCAGCCAAGGUAGCGGCAUGCCUAGAGGACAAGUUCUUGGCCAUUAUCUCUCCACUACAACCUCCAUGAUUGGUUUUGGUUUUUAAGGAGCUGCGGGCUUCCAGAAUGUGAACUAUUGUAAUCUGUUGUGGGACGACAAUAAACAGUGUACUUCCUUGAUGAAUAAGGUAGAGUGGUGAAGACAUUUUGUAGUAGAUGUCAGUUUAUAAUGAAAAAACGAGUUUAGGGAAAAUUGUUAUCAGAAUGUCCCUUCAGUUAGAUUAAUCAAUCAUUCUGUUUCAUCUGAAGCAGGAUGCACUUACAAUAAUUCUUUUAAUAGGAAAUUAUGAUUACUGGGCAGAAAUGCUUACAAAUAAUCAUGCAGUGUAUAUACUAUAAAGAUACAUGCAUAAUGGAUAAGUUUUAGUCUUGCCAGCUUGAGAAGAUACUGUAUGUCAGUUAUUAGUUUGUGCAUCGACACCUUGAAAAGUGUAGGGCUGUGCGCUCCUCCUGAUGUGUGCCCAAUUCAAAGGAAGCAUUGGAUAUACUUUUCCUCCCUAGCAAAUGACUUGUGGUUCACUAGAUUUACUUGGACACCCAAAAAAUGACUAGUUUUCUAAGACAAGUUCCCUGCUGGUUGUGUCAAAAGCAGUUUGAAGAUCAAUAAAAGUCCAUUGCUCCUACCUAGCUUUCCUCUUUUACCUUUCGAUGAAUUCAUGGAUCAACGUCCCCUGGUUGGUGGUCUGGUCAACCAGGCUGUUCGACAUGGGCGCUCGCAGCCUGACAUAUGAAUUACAGCCUGGUUGACCAGGUAUUCCUUGAUGGUGAUUAUCAAGUUCUAUCUUGAACAUUGAGAGGUCAAGUAGUUAUGCCUCUUAUGUGUAGAGAGAGAGAGAGAGAGUGUUCAACAGUCUCAGGCCUCUGAUGUUGUUAGAGUUCUCUCUCAGCGUACCUAUAGCAUCUCUUGCUUUUCAACGGGCUUCUUUUGCACAUCCUGCCAUGCCUUCUGCUCUCAUGUGGUGUUAUUUCUUUGUGCUUUUUUUGUUGCGGGGGCACAUUAGUGACAAAUCACCAUGUGAUUGAAGGUUAAGAGGCAGAACCUGUCAAAACUCUACCCCCAUAGGUACAAUUAGGUGAGCACACAUUCUUGCCUUCACUCUCACACUUACUCAGAGUGUAAAGGGAAGGGUGAAGGAUUUAGAUUGAGAGAUGUAAAUGGAAAGGUCCAAGAAUUUAGUACCAAAGAAAUGGAGGGCGUGAAGAAUGAAGAGAUCAAUAAUUUAAUUCAAUAUUAACUACUAUUAAAUUCAUUAGGUAACCACUUACCUGUGUUGACUCCGUGUGUUGUCAAGUGUGGGCGGGGCCUCUGCACACAACCAUAAGUGGAGGGGAUCAGCCAUCACUGUCAUUGUAGUCAGGGUAUGGAGGCUUUAGACACUAGUGACUGGUGCUUAAUAUAAAUUUAAUUUCAAUUUACUGUACUGUAUUUUCAUUUUUAAUUGUCAAGUGUGUUUUAGUUCUAUAUUAAAGACUGUGUGCAUGCACGUGUGUGGUGCUGUUGUGUUCAACGCCUAUGUUUAUGGUAGAAUGUAAUUUGACACUGUACUGUGUGUGUGUUGACUGCUUAACCCUCCGCCACUCGGAGUAGCCUGUAUCUUGUAGAGGUGUGAAGAUGGUGCUGUGAGGGGCCCACCACAGUUACGAGGUGUUUAAUCAAGUUUUUCUCUCAUUGUCACAGAACUGUUUAAUUCUAGGUGAGUGAUAGAUGUAUCCAAGUACAUUUGUUAGUCUUUUUCAUGUGUUAAAAUAUGUGUAAUGCUCACAUAAGAUGGUUUGUGUCAGUUCCUCAGUUUAAAAUGUAGCUUAAUGUUUAAUAUUUUAAUUUUAAUUAUGUAUGUGUGGCAGUAAUUUUCAGGUGUACAGUCCUGAAUUUUAGUAAUUUUAUUUUUUUAAAUUUGUUUCUUGUUUGUUGGGUUCUAUUUCUGUAUUAUGUCAUUAUCUCUUCAUUAUUUUCCUCUGCCCCCCCCCCCCCUCCCCUCCCCUCAUAACAGAGAACCGUUGUCAAUGUACUUGUAAUGUGAAGGUUCUAGACCAAGAGUUGACAAUCUACUACUGACAGUAUUGGCAUUCAAGGCCUUCGACUAAACGUGUUCCAACUGUCUACCACUUUGUAGUCAAAGAAGAACUUUUUAAUAUUUUUUCAGUACAGUUCAGUAUUUUUGUUUCCUUAGGUGGAAUCUUACGACCUCUAGUUCCUGAAGUUGCAAAUUUCCAGACUUCCUCUUUGUUAAUUUUGUCGAUUCCUUUUAUUAUUUUGUUAGUUGUGAUCAUAUUGCCUCUUUUUAUGCCAUCUUCUAGCUUUGGCAUAUUUAACACCUCUUACCUCUCCUCGUAGCUCUGGUUUUUUAGUUCUGGAAGUAAUUUCGUAGCAUGUCUUUGCACCUUUUCCAGCUUAUUGAUGUGCUUCUUGAGAUAUAGGCACCAUACAACUGCUACAUAUGCCAGUUUUGGUCUUUCAAAAGUCUUAAACACCUUAUUUAAUAUUUCACCAUGUAUUUAAAAAUGAUUCUGAAGCUGGAAAGUGCAGCAUACCCCCCCCCCCCCAAACACACGAUGAAACUACGAUGUUGCUACAACAUUCUAAUGUCAUAAAACGUUAUAACAAGAUGAUACAGCUUUAUCACAAGUUGUAUCAAGGGACUCAUAGGGACUGUUACGUUGUGUGUGUGUGUUUGCAGAGUAUGCUCCUCGCUGUGUCCUUUAUGUGGUCCUCGGGUGAGUCUAAUAUCCACAACCACCUCUAGACCUCUUUCUCUGUCAGAGUUCUUUAAAUGUGAGGUGUGUGAGGGAGGAGUGAGGUGUGUGAGGGAGGAGUGAGGUGUGUGAGGUAGGAGUGAGGUGUGUGAGGGAGGAGUGAGGUGUGUGAGGGAGGAGUGAGGUGUGUGAGGGAGGAGUGAGGUGUGUGAGGGAGGAGUGGGUUAGGUGAGGUGUAUGAGGGAUGAAAUACACAAAAACUAGUAAAGGACUAUAAUUACUAAUGGUCAUUUGGGAAAUGUAUUUUUUCUGGGCUCGUCCAGCCUUUCACCACAUGAUGGAAAAACUUUUGUGUGUUAAACGGCAUCAAAUGUUGCACUUAACUUUUGUGUUGGUUAAUACGUAUAAACAUUUCUUAAAUAAAAUCAACAUAAUUCAUAGUUUUAUGGUUUAUUAUUAUUACCUUUAUAUACAUUAAUAUAAAAAGAGUUCAGUAGAUGAUUGUGACUGACCAUUGCCCCAGACAUUGCUGCUGGGCCGUUGGGGAAAAAAAAGUUGCCGACCACUUCUCCAGACAGACCACUACUGUCUCUGUUCUUGUGGUGUGGUAGUGUGGAGUAAAAAUUGAAGUGGACGGUAGAGUGCCGCAAGAAUACCUUGACAAAAUUCAAGAGUGGACAGAUAAAUGGCUGCUGAAAUUCUGUCAGAAUUUCUCUCUGUCUGAAAGUAAAUAUAAAAUAAUGAAAAUGGGUAAGGGUGAUAGGAGACCUGUAUUAUACCACACCAUAAGGCAGUGAUUCCCAACCCAAUGGCCCUGUUUUCUAAUGCUUAACAGACCUAUGACCCCCUGCCUCACAUUGAACACAAGAUGGUCAAUGGUGCUCAUCUCAGCAGUGUUUUCUGGAUAGAUAAAACUUGACUG